UGCUUGAGGCUAAACCUGGGUAAACAUUUGCAGAAAAUAACCAGAGGAAUGCAAACAUUGUAGAAAUGCAGCAAUCCGUUUUAGUCCACAAGACUUCACGUGCACCUGUCAGGAAUUGUUCCUUCUCUUUCUCCUUGUUUUGGAUGAGUUGAUAUAUUGUUCUGACAGAAUCACAUUCUUUCACAUUUGGAUACAGCCAAAAUCUUCGCACUGCAGUAUAAAUACAGGAGCUUUCCUAUGACACCAGCAUCAUCACUCUGAAUCUUCUGAAGCCAUGCAGCUCUUCAGACUCAGCGCAACAAUGUUGGUUGCAGCAGUUUGCCUUUUCAUGGCAUCAGGGGUUUCCACAGAAACAGUCACAACCUGUGUCGACUUUGACGAUGUCGUCCAUCGUCUGGAAUGCGAGAAGGGAGUGAUCAGUGUGGAGUCAGCCCUGUAUGGACGUGCAAACAGUUUCAUCUGUCAUGAAGGCAAACCCACACACCAAACCAGCGACACAAACUGCCACCAAAGUGGAGCUGAGAAUUUUGUCAAAAGCAGGUGCAACAACAAGACGUUUUGUGAGAUCAACAGAGUCGAUGUUAGCUCAGAGGAUCCCUGCUAUGGAACAUACAAAUAUCUACAGACCAACUUCACCUGCAUCCAUACAAAAACCACUCACCUCUUUGCAUGCCAGGAGUCUUAUGCCCAUUUGAAGUGCGAUUAUGGGAUGGAUAUAUAUGUUCUGAGUGCCAACUAUGGGCGUAAUAAUCAUACCAUCUGCUCUGCCAACCGAACUCCCUCUCAGAUUGAAGAUGUCACCUGCUCCAACCCCACCCCAAUAGUUGCUCAAAGAUGUAAUGGGAGAAACAGCUGCACCAUCAGAGCAAGCAACUCAGUGUUUGGAGCCCCUUGUGACGGCACAUACAAGUAUCUUGACCUGACUUAUGCUUGUCAGUAUCCUACCCAUUGUUGAUGUUGGUACUACUCCAUUCUGACAAGUUACAACAAUCAUUUAUUCCAAAUUUGUGGGCAAAGAGUUAAAUAUUAGUAUAAAUUCAUGGGUUAGAUGCAACACAAAUCUUAUUUUUCUUGUUAAGGUUUCAUUUAGUGUAUUCGUUUCACCAAUAUUUUUUAUAUCUUUUAUGAACAAAAUCAAGACCUUUCUGAAUACUUUUUAGGGCAUUUGAUUUUUUUUUCUUGGGUUAUUUUUUCUUAUAAAAACAUGUAUCAAAUCAUCAUAAGUAAUGGAAAAACUUAAAUAAUCAACACAAAUGUGAGUUCCUGAAUGCCUCAUGAGCAAACUUUGAGUGACAGGAGUCUUUGGAGUACAAAGUGUAACUCUGCUGCUUCAAAACCUCACUGCAACUUAAGUUUAAAAUUCCAUUGUUUGACUUCUUCUUAUGUCAAAUUCAGGAUUGUUUGAAUGAAGAAUAAAGACACAAUUUAAUCAAUGUUUCUGUCAACAGUUUUUGCUG
Oryzias melastigma (Indian medaka) is the source of this 1457-nucleotide messenger RNA. Its product is annotated as L-rhamnose-binding lectin SML. Bases 275 to 955 code for a protein of 226 amino acids. The record is from RefSeq and is a predicted model, not a curated record. Gene Ontology annotation, molecular function: carbohydrate binding. NCBI's taxonomy places the organism in Eukaryota, Metazoa, Chordata, Actinopteri, Beloniformes, Adrianichthyidae. The transcript has 9 exons.